AUGAAAGUUUUUAUUGCACUUUUUGCUUGUGUUGUGAUUGCUAGUGCAGCAUUCACUAAGAAAAGUCCUGAAGAUUUACUUCGUUUCCGUAAAGAAUGUGAUGCACCAGAUAAUUUAAAUAUUCCACAAGAGCUUCAAGAAAAAUAUUCAAAAUUUGAAUAUCCUGAUGAUGAAUUAACACAUAAACAUAUAAAAUGUGUUGCACUUAAAUUUGAAACAUGGAAUGAAAAUGAUGGUUAUGUUCCCGAUUUAAUGUUACAACAAUUUGGUGAUGAUAAAAAACCAAUAUUAGAAAAAUGUUUAACAAAACGUAAUCCAGAUUGGACUGCAGAAAAAUGGGCUUGGAAUGAUUGGAAAUGUUUGGUACAAAACGGAAUUUCUAAAUAA
Molecule: messenger RNA, 387 nt
Organism: Condylostylus longicornis
Lineage: Eukaryota; Metazoa; Arthropoda; Insecta; Diptera; Dolichopodidae
Product: general odorant-binding protein 99b-like
Exons: 2
Coding region: 1-387 (128 amino acids)
Biological process (GO): sensory perception of smell
Molecular function (GO): odorant binding
Source: RefSeq, a predicted model, not a curated record